This is a messenger RNA of Triticum turgidum subsp. durum (durum wheat), 645 nucleotides long. The record is from the annotation of a GenBank genome assembly. Lineage: Eukaryota; Viridiplantae; Streptophyta; Magnoliopsida; Poales; Poaceae.
AUGGCUUCCACCUGCAACGACUCCCCAUCGUUCAAGAUCAUACUUGGGUCCUCGUCGCCGGCGCGCCGCGCGAUCCUGUCAGACAUGGGAUACGAGUUCACGGUCAUGAGCGCUGACAUCGACGAGAAGGCCGUCAGGAGGGAGACGCCGGAGGAGCUGGUCAAGGCCUUGGCCGAAGCCAAGGCGGACGCCAUUCAACUGAACCUUGCUGACGGCUGUGCUGAUCGAGGCAGCAGAGAUCGACCUACCCUUCUGAUCACUUCUGACCAGGUUAAGGUGAGCAAAGGGAUGAUACGGGAGAGGCCGACGAGCACGGAGGAAGCCAGGGAAUUCAUCAAGGGGUACUCGGGUGAUGUAGCAUUUGCAAUGAACUAUGUUCUGGUGACCAACCUGAGCACCGGGGGUAGGAAAGGGGGGUGGGAUAUACCUGAGAUCUGUUUUCACCACAUACCAGACGAGUUCAUCGAAAAAGUCGUGAAGGAAGGAGGCAUGACUUGCGUGGCUGGGGGCCUCAGGUUGAUGCAUCCAUCAUCUUUGCCGUUCAUCAAGGAACUAGUUGGUACGGUGGAUAGCGUUCGAGGACUUCCAAGAAACCUCACCGAGAAGCUCAUUCGAGAAUCCCUACAAGAAACCGUUGAAAUGUAG